This is a messenger RNA of Theileria equi strain WA, 633 nucleotides long. RefSeq lists its product as hypothetical. Bases 1 to 633 code for a protein of 210 amino acids. The record is from RefSeq and is a predicted model, not a curated record. Lineage: Eukaryota; Apicomplexa; Aconoidasida; Piroplasmida; Theileriidae. The transcript has 2 exons.
AUGGAAGAUGCAUGUAUGGUGGAUAUUAGCCUACAACAUACCACAAUGGGGUCCCUAUGGGUAGAAUCUCCCUUCUUUGACCUUACCGGUAUUUGCAACGACUUCUACUUUCUUGUAAUUAAUACGGAAAUAUCAUUUGUACAAGGACUCUUUAGAAAGACGAAGAUGAACAGAAGAAACCGGUUGGAAACCCCAAAGGCUCUACUCCUACUUCUACUCUCUGCUCCUGAACCUACUGUUGGAUCUCCUAGUAAAGAAUCUUCUGUGAAAGAAGCUCUCCUUGACCUUUCUUCGGUAGAUAAAGCUGCCUUUAAUGUUCAUGAUCUUCCUGGUACUCCUCCUUUUCAACUCAUUUCUCCAAAGGAGGGUGUAACAGUUGAAAAUGUGGUUGAUGGAAAGAUAAAUGUAUGGGUAGGUAAUUCUGGAGAUAAGCUUAAUCAUGCCAGACUCUAUCUUAAGGGUGAAGACCCUGCAAUUGUAUUCGUUGUGGCACAGACAAAAAAUGGACCAUUACAAAGAUAUUUUGCAAAACUUAGUGGUAAUGAGUGGGUAGAUUGCACAUGUACAGCCUCAGAAAAACUCAAGGCCCUAGGGCCUAAAGAGCCUCAGGGGGAUUCUCCUGCUAAGAAAUAA